ACCUACCUAUAAAUCCCACACACCCCACCUCUCUCUCUCACCUCACAAUCCCUCACCAAAUUCUCCCAUCUCGCUACUCGUUUCUUUCCCGUUUUACUGUCCCAGUCCCUUUCUUCAAUGGCACUCUCUGGUUUCGAAGGCUUCGAGAAGCGUCUGGAGCUCCACUUCUCCGGGGACGACCCUAAAAAUGUAGGGCUCGGCCUGAGACUCCUCGACUUCGAGACCUUGGACGAGCAAAUCCUACAGGCCGUGCAGUGCACGGUGGUCUCCGCCGUAGCGAAUCACUACUUCGACGCCUACGUGUUGUCGGAGUCGAGUCUCUUUGUUUACCCUACCAAGAUCAUCAUCAAAACAUGUGGGACCACUCAGCUCCUGAAGUCAGUGGCGCCGCUGCUCCACCACGCGUCGAGCCUGGGCCUCACUCUCACCUCCUGUCGCUACACCAGGGGUAACUUUAUCUUCCCCGCCGCACAGCCUUUUCCCCACGACAGCUUCCAAAACGAGGUCGUUUACCUGGAAGACUCCCUCCCUGACAGCCUCUGCUACCGGAAGGCCUCCGUCAUGCCCUCCAAAACCCCAUCACACUCGUGGCACGUGUUUUCUGCUUCAACCGAAGCGACGUCGUAUCCCCUCAACGGCGACGUAAUGUACACCAUUGAAAUAUGCAUGACGGAGCUGGACCGUGACCUGGCGCGGAGCUUUUUCCAGCGGCCGGGAGAUGGAAAGAACGGUGACACCGCCGGAAAAGAGAUGACGGAGAUCACCGGAAUUGGAGAAAUCAUUCCCGGUGCUUUGAUCUGCGACUUUGCUUUCGACCCGUGCGGGUACUCCAUGAAUGGUAUCGAUGGCGAUCGGCACUCCACCAUUCACGUAACUCCGGAGGACGGGUUUAGUUACGCGAGCUAUGAGUGCGUGGGGUCGGUGUACGACUGCGACGACGUCGUUCGGGUGCUGAAGAGGGUGUUCAAGGUGUUCCGGCCGGCCACCAUGUCGGUAUCCACCACGUGCGCGAGCCACGAGGUGUGGACGCUCGUCGCCGGGGCUCUGGAGCCGCUAGGAAUGAAGUGCCGGAGUUGCGCCGUGGAUGAGUUCCCGGCGGCCGGGAACGUGGUGUACCAGACGUUCACGGCUCGCCGGAAUAAGUAGGAAUGAUCGAGUUUCUUUAUUAGAAUUAGCUGGGAAAAACUUUAGGGUGAUCGAGGAUGAUGAUGAUGAUGGUGUUGAUCAAUGUGGUGUAGAAAGCAAAAAGGUGGGGGGGGGAUAAAUUAGAGAUGAUGAUGUGGAAGCAAGGAUGGAUGGGAGAGUAUGAGCGAGCAUGAAAUUCGAAUGGAAAUGAUAGUGCACCCCACUUACGCUUGUCACGCCUGAGAAUUUUGAGGUGUUUGUGUAGUGGGGGUGUGUAAAAGUGAUGCUGAUAUUGUUUCUUGUUGAGAGGUUUACUUGUUUCUAUUCUAGGUCUAUCUAUCUAUCUCAAUUCUAUUCAUUUUCUUUCUUCAAAUUGGUUUUUUUUUUUUUUUCCUGUUAAUUCUCUCUAUUUUGAUCUUUCUUCCACUACUUCAUAAUUCUCCCAUCGUCUCCUCUCUUAUCAUGUUUUUCAUCUUUUGUUUGUAAUUAGACUACAAAUCACACAUUUCAUAU
Molecule: messenger RNA, 1638 nt
Organism: Rosa rugosa (rugosa rose)
Lineage: Eukaryota; Viridiplantae; Streptophyta; Magnoliopsida; Rosales; Rosaceae
Product: S-adenosylmethionine decarboxylase proenzyme 4
Exons: 1
Coding region: 118-1146 (342 amino acids)
Biological process (GO): spermine biosynthetic process; spermidine biosynthetic process
Cellular component (GO): cytosol
Molecular function (GO): adenosylmethionine decarboxylase activity
Source: RefSeq, a predicted model, not a curated record